Molecule: messenger RNA, 225 nt
Organism: Rotaria sp. Silwood2
Lineage: Eukaryota; Metazoa; Rotifera; Eurotatoria; Philodinida; Philodinidae
Source: the annotation of a GenBank genome assembly
GACCUUCCGCUGAAGCAAAUGCAGAACAUCUUGUUAAGCGUUUCCCUGACACCGUUGCUCACCGUUUUAAGCCAUGUAUUAUUUAUGCUACUUGCUUUAUAUACAGGUAUUAUAACACCUGAUACAAUAUCAUUUCUAUCUGAUGAAUAUCAAAAACGAACAAAUUUAAAUACACAUGCAGCAACACGACAAGUUAAUCGAGAACGAACAAGUAUUCGUGUUUGA